Messenger RNA from Lemur catta (Ring-tailed lemur), 496 nucleotides. RefSeq names its product D-glutamate cyclase (gene DGLUCY). Gene Ontology annotation, biological process: glutamate metabolic process. The record is from RefSeq and is a predicted model, not a curated record. Gene Ontology annotation, molecular function: D-glutamate cyclase activity. Lineage: Eukaryota; Metazoa; Chordata; Mammalia; Primates; Lemuridae.
AUGCCCUUCGCACUCCACCUGAGGGCCUGCCUUCCCUCUGAGAGGUGUGUGAUUCUACAAAAGAAAUUAAGCAUCAGAAAUCCAUCUAGCACGCAAGGGGUAAGGCUCCGGCCAGCCAGUGUGGUGGUCCUGCCCAACUCCCUCGCUGCAGCCUUUGAAAGAUUCUGCCAGGUCAACCUUUGUCCUCUGCCCCUGCUGGGCCGGAGUCAGCCAGAAGAGUGGAUGUUGCCUGGCCGAGGCGCUGUCCCAGACUCCAGUGCCUGGCACAGAGCCUCACUCAUGACUGUUGCUCAGGAAUGAGCCUGCCCUCCCCACCGGUCCCACUCCUUCACCCGCCCCCUGCCCCUGCCCCUGCCCCAGGUAAAAUCUUUGGGAUCGCAGAGAAAGUCCAGGCCUGGAGAAAUCCCACUGGCUCUACCAUCUGUCCACCUUGUCACCCAAGCCAGAAACCUGCCUGCACAGUAUUAAGAAGAAAAUAAAAAUACUUGAGUUACCA